UCUAUCUUCCUCUCCCGCCACCUGCCCUCAUCUCCCUCCCUUUUACUCUCCUUCCCACUCUCCUCCCUUUAUAAAAUCAGCUCAAAUUCUUUCCCCAUCUCCUCAAUCACUUCAUCAGCAGGAACAGAGUAACUAAUUAGAAAGAGAAUUGAUCAUCAGCUCGUCAAUCGAAUUCUCUGCAAACAGUUAGGGUUUCGCGAUGGCUAGAGAAUGUGGAUACAAGAGGAAGGGCAUCGACCUCGAUUUCGCGCGUGAUGAUUUCUCCGACUUCUCCCUCUCCGCUCCGGCUCUCAAGAUCCGCCGCCUGGCUACUGAGUCGUUGCCUCCGAUAAUGGAGGAAGAGGACGCAGAAAUAGCUCCGGCGAUGUACGAGGCGGAUUCUCCCAUGGUGUCUAUGGAGGAUACGGUUCCGCCGCUGCCUCCGUCGGCCGAGAUGGAGAACCUAGAGAGAGCUCUCGUGGUCUACAAGCCAGCGAACGUCCAUCGUCCGUACUACUCCCCUUCGAGUCUCUCCGUCGCGCUGAAUUCCGGGGCUCUUUCCGGUUUUACGAGGGAUCAAUUUCUCAGAUCAGAAACGAUACUGGUUGAGGAUGAUGAAGCGGGAGCUGGGGAAAGUUACAAAACUUCAGCGAACGGCGGCGGAUGCAUGGCUGUUGUACCGUGGGUCGGUUCAUCUCAGCACUCAUUUGGCAACCAAAUGCGAGAACUCCAUGCUGAAGCACCGGAGUCAAUGGAGGCGGAUGAAACUGGCGUAGCAUCAAUGGACGUCGAGGAAAGCAAUGGUCACGGGAGCAUGGAGCAAGGGAGGCAUUUUGGCAGCAUCGGUGGAGAUGAUGGACUGCGUCAAUGGCAGCAGCACUGCUUCAUCCCGGAGCUGCCUCCCAAUAACCUGACGCCCGUCACCUGGUUGAGAUAACCGGCCAGUUAAGCUUACCCUGCCUCCCCCUCUUUUGUUUUUGAGUUGUUUUUUUGAGAUGCUGAAAUAUUGAGGGAUGGGAUCUAUGGUGCUUGUUCAAGGUAGCCAUGAUUUCUGUAAGUUGUUGUGCAUAGGACUAAGUUGUUCUAGUACUAAGGAGUAGCCUCGAACUGCCGCUGAUGAGCCGAUUUUUUUAUCAAAUUAUUGAUACGGAGGCUGUCAGUAUGGCUAGUUGUUUCAUCUCCAAUGGAAGGUCG
Messenger RNA from Linum tenue, 1173 nucleotides. The record is from the annotation of a GenBank genome assembly. NCBI's taxonomy places the organism in Eukaryota, Viridiplantae, Streptophyta, Magnoliopsida, Malpighiales, Linaceae.